Molecule: messenger RNA, 366 nt
Organism: Tachysurus vachellii
Lineage: Eukaryota; Metazoa; Chordata; Actinopteri; Siluriformes; Bagridae
Gene: spink4
Product: serine peptidase inhibitor, Kazal type 4
Exons: 4
Coding region: 90-314 (74 amino acids)
Molecular function (GO): protein binding
Source: RefSeq, a predicted model, not a curated record
GUGUGUGUGUGUGUGUGUGUACAGGUGUGUCUUCUCACCAUGCACCUUAUUUCUCACAGUUAGUGAUACGUGACACACUGUAUUUCAGAAUGUCUAUUCUUCUGUUCUCCAUGAUGAUCCUCUUAGCUACAGGAUCACCUGAAACAUACAGGCAGCCCCAGUGCAUUGAGAUGGCAGAGAUCAUGGCGUGUCCUCUAAACCUGGCUCCAGUGUGCGGCACAGACGGAGUCACCUAUGCCAACGAUUGUGACCUGUGUGUGCAGAGACUGAAAACUAAAGCCAACAUCUUAAUCGCCAAAGACGGCAGCUGCUGAUUCCUUUAAUGACAAGAAUCCAGUCGUCUGAUUAAAGCUUUUGUGAAGGUUC